AUGGUGCAGCUUUUCAGCGUCCCAGCGUUUUUCAUCUUGUUCCGGGAGACUUUGGAGGCGGCGAUCAUCUUGUCCGUGAUGAUGGCUCUCUUGGACAGGAUGGUGGAGAAUGAGCGGGUGCGACGAAGGAUGAAGUGGCAGGUGUGGUCAGGGGUGGUCGGGGGAGUGUUGCUUUCGUUUAUAGCCGCGGCUGUUUUCCUAUCAUUGUACUACACGGUGGCCAAGGACGCUUGGGCGAGCUCAGAACCUCUGUGGGAGGGCAUUCUAGGCCUCAUCGCAGUGGUGCUCAUCACACUGAUGGCAUUCUCCAUGGUGCGAGUAGACACAUGGAGGGCCAAGUGGGAGAAGAAGCUCACCAAGGUAACGGAAGACACCUUGGAGGAGCAACAAGCCGGGAUAGGAGUGCAACGAAGGAGGAGUCGUUACGCGCUCGUUCUACUGCCGCUGAGCAUUGUCUUGCGAGAAGGGUGCGAGGCGGUUAUCUUUCUAGGCGGCAUCGGAUUGAAUGAUUCCGGUACAGCACUUCCAAUUCCUGCCGUGGUGGGAGCUUUGUGCGGGAUUUUAGUCGGUUGGCUGCUGUUCAAAGGUUGCAGUUCGGUGGGCUUCAAAUGGUUCCUUCUGUUUUCAACUGCAUUGCUUCUCUUAAUCUCCGCUGGCCUUUUCGCUGGGUCCGUUCAUGAGCUGGAGGAGUACACGGACAAUGAGCAUUUCAUCUGGAAAAUGAACUGCUGCAGCCAAGACGACAGCGGCAUCUGGAAAAUCUUGAACGCUGUUGUGGGGUGGCGUAACGAGGGGACGGUGGGGACGUUGGUCUCCUACAUAUCCUACUGGGUUUUCAUCGUUGCGUGCUUCUUUCUUUUGCGCUUGAAAUGGAAGAGAGACGCAGAGCGUGAAAUUGUCGCCGCAGCAUAG
Molecule: messenger RNA, 912 nt
Organism: Physcomitrium patens
Lineage: Eukaryota; Viridiplantae; Streptophyta; Bryopsida; Funariales; Funariaceae
Product: high affinity iron permease 1
Biological process (GO): iron ion transmembrane transport
Cellular component (GO): plasma membrane; high-affinity iron permease complex
Molecular function (GO): ferrous iron transmembrane transporter activity
Source: RefSeq, a predicted model, not a curated record